AUGCCAACAUACGUGAUUAUAGGUGCUUCGCGUGGUAUAGGACUGGAAAUAUAUCUUGCUGAAUUUGUUGCCAAUGGCGGACGUCAGAAUGUACACGUUCUCCAAGCCGACGUUGUCGACGAUGCCGCAAUGAAGAAAGCUGCAGAGAAUGUCUCUGGGAUUGGCAAUGGAGCUGUGGAUGUCUUGAUACACAAUGCUUCACGUCAGCCUCACAGCACCGUGCACCGAGGAUUCUUUGAUUAUCCGGAUGGUGGCGAGCUAGACAAAGACUUCUUGGAGAACUUCAAGGCAAAUGCCCUCGGAGUGGUACAUUCCGUCAACGCAUUUCUUCCGCUGCUCCGCAAGGGCUCUGCAAAGAAGAUAGUCGUUAUCGGCACCAGUAUGGGGCACCUCGACUUCACAUGGAAGCUACGCAUCGAGACAGGCGUGGCAUAUGGUGCAUCGAAGGCCGCCGCUGACCUGAUCGUCACGAAGUACGCGGUACUCCUUGAAGACGAAAACUUCAUCGUGACAGGUCUCCUUCCUGGUUUGGUCGACACGAGUGCCACUGCUAUUGAUGCACCCGAUGAGGAGACUAUCGCAACAUUGGGGCGUCGGAUGGAGAAAUUAAAGAAGGCAAACCCAAACUUCGACACCACGCCUAUGAAAUUGGAGGCCGGAGUACAUCAGCUGUUGGAGGCUAUACAAUCUCUGACUCCUGCAGACAAUGGCACCCUCAAAUUUGCUGGAGGACAUAAAUUUUAG
Postia placenta MAD-698-R-SB12 is the source of this 744-nucleotide messenger RNA. RefSeq lists its product as hypothetical. The record is from RefSeq and is a predicted model, not a curated record. The transcript has 6 exons. Bases 1 to 744 code for a protein of 247 amino acids. NCBI's taxonomy places the organism in Eukaryota, Fungi, Basidiomycota, Agaricomycetes, Polyporales, Adustoporiaceae. Gene Ontology annotation, molecular function: oxidoreductase activity, acting on the CH-OH group of donors, NAD or NADP as acceptor.